UAGAUAUCGGAUGCUCAGCCAGCACAGGGUACCUGCUCAGAAGCCAGGGGCUCUUGGCAUCAAAGAGGAAGAUGGGCAAGAUAUGACCUUGGUUGCUGAAAUAAGCCACAGGGUAGACCCCAAGUAAGGAUUCAUUCCUUCAAGCACUAUUCACAGGCAGCUGCCCCGGCCAGGCCCUGCCUAGGCUGGAGACUCUGAAACAAAGGAGACAGUCCCCACUCCCAAGGCCAUGGGAAGCCAAAUGUAACUUGUGAUAUGUCUUGUGAGGGCCCUGCAGAAGCAUGUCAAGGGAGCCACUGAUUCCACCUGAGAAGUCAGGGCAGUCAUUCUGGAGGAGGUAUUUCCCCAGCUGGGCCCUGAGGGAUGAAUAUGAGUUUGCUAGUCUGAGGUGGAGGAAGGGCAGAAGCAGAGAAGCCACAGAGGAGUUGAUCCCGGCAGUCCAGUGGGGAGGUGAUGGGGCCUAGACAGUGGCUUCCAGAGGAGGACUGAUACAGGAGAUGAGGGAGGCUGCCUCUAUGGAGGCCAGCUAACCUCGUGGACAAGUGCAUGCAUGCUGACCCAGAGUCCUGGGUUCAAAUUGGCCCUUUUCUUUAUGACCUGCCUGAGCUGGAGUCCUGGAGUGAGGUUGGAGCUAGAGUACCACCUCUGAUGAUAUUAGGGAAACGGUUGUUGGAGUCCUAGGAGUCUCUUGCAAGACCACUAGGCCUAGCUGUGCUGUUUGACUGGGACUGUUGAGGGCAGGACCCCAACACUUGCUGGGUCCCCUUCUCCUUCUCUACCUUCAGAGGAGAGGACAACUGUUGUCCAUUGUACCUAAAAGCUCCCUAAAAGCCGGGCACGGUGGCUCAUGUAAUCGCAGCACUUUGGGAGGCCGAGGCAGGCAGAUCACCUGAGGUCGGGAGUUCGAGACCAGCCUGACCAACAUGGAGAAACCCCAUCUCUACUAAAAAUACAAAAUUAGCCAGGUGUGGUGGCACAUGCCUGUAAUCCCAGUACUUGGGAGAUUGAGGCAGAAGAAUCACUUGAACCCAGGAGGCAGAGGUUGCAGUGAGCCGAGAUUGUGCCAUUGUGCUCCAGCCUGGGCAAUAGGGGUGAAACUCCAUCUCAAAACAAAACAAAAGCUCCCCAGACCUGCCAGAUCCACCUGGGACCAAGAAGGCAGACACCCACCUGCCCACCUCACAGGCCAGACAGUCCCAGGAAACCCACUGGGGCCACCAGUCACCCAGAGCAAGCCCAGUGGAGGGUGGGGCCCAAAAAGAGGACACUUACCCCUCAGGUGUCCUUAUGAUGUCACAACCUGGGAUUCCGUCUUCCCAUCCUCCUUCCCAGUAGACCCAGCACAAGUUUAUCAGCUCAGGAUGCAGCUCUUUGAUACUGGAAAUAUUCUUGGACUGGUUGGCUACACCUGCCUGCCUCUCACCUGACGCCUAGUCCCCAGCUGCUGCUGCCUCCCUACCCUGUCACAGCUCUGCCGACAGCGCCUAGUCCCCAGCUGCUGCUGCCUCCCUACCCUGUCACAGCUCUGCUGACAGUGCCUAGUUCCCAGCUACUGCUGCCUCCCUACCCUGUCACAGCUCUGCCGACAGCGCCUAGUCCCCAGCUACUGCUGCCUCCCCACCCUGUCACAGCUCUGCCAACAGGCCCGGAUUCCCGCAGACGCAGCCAUUUUCCAUCAGCAAACACUUGCACUGCACAGGGCACUGAGCUGGGCUCAGUGGAGAGACAUCUUUACCCUCAAGUUGCUGACCCUUUUAUGGAAGAGGAGACUGGUAGUUGGAAUUCUACUACGUGAGGCCAGGCAUGGUGGCUCACGCCUGUAAUCCCAGCACCUUGAGAGGCCAAGGCAGGCGGAUCACUUGAGGUCAGGAGUUUGAGACCACGCUGGCUAACAUGGUGAAACCUGGUCUAUAUUUAAAAAAUACAGGGCGCAGGGCGGAAGCAGAGGGGCGCAGGGCGGAAGCAGAGACGUUGGUGGCGUGAGGCUCAGGAGUAUACAUCAGAGGAAGCCAAAAGCCAGCUGGAAUAGUUCCUGAACACAGUUUUAAUCUUGUUUGCAAUUAUUUCAAAGGGGAGAAAUCAUCUGGAUCAGAAUUAAGAUGCUCUGGUUUCAAGGAAAUAGCAUGCAACUUGCCAGAUCCACCUUUGGACUCUUCCUGAGAAAUUGCUCUGCCUCUAAGACAACUCUGCCUGUGCUGACCUUAUUCACAAAGGACCCAUGCCCCCUUUGUGAUGAAGCCAAGGAAGUACUCAAGCCAUAUAAAAACAGGGUAAUAUAAUACAGUGUGGCUUUUAUGUAUGUGGAAUGAAUAUAGAUGUGGUAUAAAGUAUCUGCCUGGAUCCUUUCUUUAGGAAAAGAGAUUAAAUGAUUUUUCAUUAAAAAAAAAAA
Molecule: messenger RNA, 2389 nt
Organism: Chlorocebus sabaeus (green monkey)
Lineage: Eukaryota; Metazoa; Chordata; Mammalia; Primates; Cercopithecidae
Product: glutaredoxin-like protein C5orf63
Source: RefSeq, a predicted model, not a curated record